This is a messenger RNA of Ramularia collo-cygni, 423 nucleotides long. RefSeq names its product related to cytoplasmic dynein light chain. Gene Ontology annotation, molecular function: dynein intermediate chain binding. Gene Ontology annotation, biological process: microtubule-based movement. NCBI's taxonomy places the organism in Eukaryota, Fungi, Ascomycota, Dothideomycetes, Mycosphaerellales, Mycosphaerellaceae. The record is from RefSeq and is a predicted model, not a curated record. Gene Ontology annotation, cellular component: cytoplasm; cytoplasmic dynein complex. Bases 1 to 423 code for a protein of 140 amino acids. The transcript has 2 exons.
AUGGCAUCUUCUCCACCAAUCCCCACCACUCGUCUCCGCCAAAUCUGCACCGACGCCUGCGACGCUGCCAUCUCGAGCGCCUCGGUCUAUGAGCACGCCCAGACCCAGACAUGGAACCAGGAUAUCAUCAACUCCAUUCUACGCUCCCUCAUCUCAGAGAGCAGCUCGGGCGAUGAACCGCCACAGUACAAGUUCGUCGUCAACACGACCAUCAUUCAACACUUGAGCGACCCGCGGUCUGCCGGCGAGGAGAGCGUGAGUCUCGGCGGGGAUAAAGAGAAGAAGGUGGGACGACGAGGCAUGCACAGUGCAAGCGGGGCCUUCUGGAACAACGAAAAGGACGGCAUGUGGAGCUACAAGUACGGCGGUGGUGAGGGCAAGGGUAUGGACAUCGUAGUGAGUGUCAUGUGGGUCGCUGUUUAG